Penicillium daleae is the source of this 2025-nucleotide messenger RNA. Its product is annotated as U4/U6-U5 snRNP complex subunit SNU66. Gene Ontology annotation, biological process: mRNA cis splicing, via spliceosome; maturation of 5S rRNA. Gene Ontology annotation, cellular component: U4/U6 x U5 tri-snRNP complex. Lineage: Eukaryota; Fungi; Ascomycota; Eurotiomycetes; Eurotiales; Aspergillaceae. The coding region runs from base 1 to 2025 and encodes 674 amino acids. The transcript has a single exon. The record is from RefSeq and is a predicted model, not a curated record.
AUGGCGGACGCUCUUUCCAUCGAGCAGAACAAUAAAAUCCGAGUCGCCUUGGGACUCAAGCCGCUCCCCGUUCCCGGAGCUGAACCCGACGACGCCACUGGCCCGCAGUUCAAGGACGACGCGAGCGAAGCGGACUCUAACGAAGAACCCGCAAGCACGGUCGAGACCCGACAAGCGGCAGGCUACGACAACUGGAAGAAACUCCAAGAUGAUACCGAAGCCAAGCGGAAACGGGAGGAGAAGAACGCGGCUAUCAAGAGGGCGCGUGACAUUGCUCAGAGAAAUCUGAAGCUACAGGGCGCCACCCUUGGAGAGGCCGAUGGCGCAGCUCUGGAUACCAAGGCCUGGCUGAUGCAGUCCAAGAAGCGCUCUAAGAAAAUCGAGAAGGAGCGGGCGCGCAAACUCGCCGAGGAAUUAGAGGAGCGCGAGCGCGCUGCGGCUACUGAGUACACUGCCGAAGACCUGGCCGGUAUCAAGGUCGGACACGCUAUCGGUGAUUUUGAGGGAGGCGAGGAUCACAUUCUGACGUUGAAGGAUGCGGCUGUGGAUGACGAGGAAGAGGGCGAUGAGCUUGAGGAUAUCAAUCUCGUGGAGAAGGACAAGGCUACAGAGAAACUUGAGCUCAAAAAGCGCAAGCCCGUUUACGAUCCUACAGCCGAGAAUCAAGGAAUUCUCGCUCAAUACGACGAAGAGAUUGACGGCAAGAAGCGGAAACGAUUCACACUUGAUGCGAAAGGUUCGACCGAGGAGGAACGCCAAGCCAAGCGUCAAGAGGUCUCGGCGGGCUUGAAGAAGGGCGUAUUCAGUCUUGACUUGGAGCCCGAGAUUCAGACAUCCGAUUACAUGGACAUCAGCGAAGUCAAGAUUAAAAAGCCCAAAAAGAAGAAGAACAAGGCGACGAAACAACGAGCCGUGAUGGACGACGAGGGUCUUUUACCUGACACUGAAUCGACGAAUACACCGAACGGAGCGUCUAUGGAUAUUGAUUCUACGAAUGGAGCGCCAGUCACAAUUGCCCGGAAGCCCAUCAACGAAAAUGUCUCCUUUGCAGAUGAUGACGACCUUCAAGCGUCACUUGCACUCCAGCGACGUGCUGCAUUCAGGAAGCGCAAGAAGAUGCGCCCAGAGGAUCUUGCUCGCCAACUCCGUGAAGAGGACUCUCAAACACCAAUGGAAACCGACACAGCAGAGGGUACAGAGGAACCCGGUCUCGUCAUUGAUGAGACUUCAGAGUUUGUCUCAAAUCUACAAAAGCCCACUCUUCCCGAGCGGGAGGAGCGACGAACCGCGACACCUGCUGCCGAGGCCGCUGUCAAACCAGAGCCCCAAGCGGAGCUCGAGGACGUGGACAUGGAGCGGAGCUACAACGAUAUUGAGGAUGACGAAGACCUUGAAGAACGCUUAAAGCGCGAGGAACCCAGCCAGGCUCAGCAGGAGCUUACGGGCACUGGCUUGGAGGAAGAAUCUACAUUGGACCAGGGCCUGGGCGCUACACUGUCCAUGCUACGGCAGCGCGGUCUAGUCAAGGAGACCGACAGCAGCAGCUCAAACGCCCUACUCCGCGAUCGCCAGCGCUUCCUACAAGACAGACUCAACCGUGAAGCCGAAGCCGAGCGCCGCGCCCGUACGCAGCGCGAGCGCGACCGUGCCUCCGGCAAACUAGAUCGGAUGUCCGCACGCGAGCGCGAAGAGUACGCACGCUGGGAGAACAAACAACGCGAUCAGCAAGAAGCUCGACAGAUGGCAGAGAUCUUCAACCGCGAGUACAAGCCCGACGUGCAGCUCAAGUAUACGGAUGAGUACGGACGCUCGAUGAACCAGAAGGAGGCGUUUAAGCAUCUUAGUCACCAGUUCCACGGCAAGGGUAGCGGCAAGAUGAAGACAGAGAAAUUGUUGAAGAAGAUUGAAGAGGAGAAGAAGCGGGAGGCGAUGUCUGCGCUGGAUAGUAGCCAGCAUACGGGCAUGAAUAAUGCGAUGGGGCAGCAGGCGCGCAAGAAUCGGCAGGCUGGUGUGCGGUUGGGUUGA